Messenger RNA from Vanessa atalanta (red admiral), 1296 nucleotides. RefSeq lists its product as uncharacterized. The transcript is spliced from 6 exons. Lineage: Eukaryota; Metazoa; Arthropoda; Insecta; Lepidoptera; Nymphalidae. Gene Ontology annotation, cellular component: nucleus; Z disc; actin cytoskeleton. The record is from RefSeq and is a predicted model, not a curated record. Gene Ontology annotation, biological process: positive regulation of actin filament bundle assembly. Bases 160 to 1107 code for a protein of 315 amino acids. Gene Ontology annotation, molecular function: actin binding.
AGUCCGUCAGAAAACUUCGCAGAGAUAACAACAAGUGGCCCCCAAAUAAGUGCGGUUUGUGUUGUGUCCGUGAUAAACGAAAAAAAAAAACGAAUUAAUUAGUUGGAGUGAAACAGUGAUAUUGAAAAAGCAGUGACAGAAAGAGACGAAGAUUUAACAAUGAUGACGAUUAGCGAGAGUCAAUAUUCAUCGAAUAAAAUGUCCAGUAUUCACAAGAUCAACGACCGUGUCGUCCACAAGGACAGCUUCGACGACGUCAAAAGUUCUUCCAGCGUCAACAGUUCCCUCAUCACGAAACGAGGCUUCAAACCAUCAGAUAUGUUUGACCCUAAAAAAAAAGAGUUCUUAACGAAUCUCAGCUAUAAAUUGUUCCCUGUAAGUUGGAACGACGUGGACAUACCCAGCAGCGAAACCUUACUCCCGGAACUUGCUGAAGAUUUGGAUACCAAGCCGAUCAUCGUUGGUGACAAGGAAGUCGAUUUGAACAAGAUCUUCACACCCGCUCCGGACGCUGAGGAACACACCAUUAAAAAAGAUCGCAAGUUUGAGAAAACAUUCGCAUCAUCAGCGUUUUAUGUGCCCGGAGUGCAUCCCACAGUCAAGGAACAAAUGGAUCUUGCACGAGCCAUCUCCAAGUCCCUGUCCGAUUCCAGCAAUCACAUGAGCAAGGGUCAGAGCAUGUACGUUAACAGGAAGAAACGAUCCGUGAAGUGGGUACAUGAGGGCCGAGGACGCAACACAUCCAAUACAUGCGCGUCGGUGUCGCCCGUUGCUAACCACGACACACCGUAUCGUCCGCCAUCGAGUCUGCGAAACCAAAAAACUUAUCCGAAAUCAGCACUGAAGCACACAUCAAACUUACCAAAAAUGGAGCCUUUCCCCGUAACACCACCAACAAUAACAAUACAAGACAUCGAAGUAAAAGUACCAUUGGCCCCAACGAAGUUAAACGACGUCUACGCGUCGCCAAAAAGCCCGCGCUUGCCACUCGUUUUCGGUCCGAAUUACAACGUGGCACCGCGAGGUUGGGGCGAAAUGAAAGAUUACUACCGGCCAGUGUCACUAGAUGGCGUUGGUAACGUAAAAGCCGGUUACACAGAUUAUUAAUGAUGAAUGUUGUAGAUUACAGGCUAACUGUGAAAAGAUAAUUUAAACGGAUUACCAAUAGGUAUCGAUAUAAAGAAAAUUUUAAAACUUUUUAAGUUAAUUCAUUAAAAAUUGUUAUAUGCGUUGUAUUUUUAAGCGAUGUUGGAUACUCAAUUAAGUAUAUUUAAUCUGUUAAGAAUAAAGAUUAAA